Molecule: messenger RNA, 912 nt
Organism: Symbiodinium sp. CCMP2456
Lineage: Eukaryota; Dinophyceae; Suessiales; Symbiodiniaceae
Source: the annotation of a GenBank genome assembly
AUGACAACGAGGACUGCACCUGAAAUCGUUAUCUACAGCACAACUACAGCCACUGUGACGACGGCCGCUACCACGACGAGGACGUUUACUUCUAUGACAGAACCGACAACCGACAAUUGGGCUCGAAAACUUUGGUGGUCUGACAGCAGAGAUUGCUCCGGCGACCAUGAUUGCGUGAAAUACGAAGAGCUCGGGCGGGGGUGCAAUGGUUGGGAGUGUAACGGUACGGAUCGGAUGGUGUUCCUGGCGGACUUCAUCAACCCUUGUGGAUCUGAUGCUUACUCCCCAAGCAACUUUGGCACGUUCACCUUUGGCGAGUGUGUUGCAAACGAAGGCGGUCACGCCAUCUUCACGCUAUUGAAGGGUGCUUCUUCUUGCACGACGACCACUACCACGACCACCACGACCACCACGACCACCACGACCACCGGGGCCGCAACCACCGGGGCCUCAACGGCAGCAGCCGUUCCCACGGUCGUGGAGGUCAGUCUCCCACUCACAGUGGAUGACCCAGCAACGAUUACGGAGAAUGCCACCUUGACUAAUGCCAUGAUUGCGGGCUUUGCGCAGGUGAUGGGCGUGGAUGCCUCUCAAGUAACGCUUGAGUUCACGACCCAGUCUCGACGCCUUAGUUCAAGGCAGCUUCAAGCGACGCUCCUGGCCAUCUUUAAGGUGACUUUGCCAAGUGCUGAGGCCGCCGACCAAACUCGGGUGGCCAUCGAUGCAGUCUCACUGGAGGACACCAACAGCGCAAUCACCCAGGCCGCUGCGGAUGCCGGCUACGCGGGCACGAUCCAGGUGACUGGCAAGACCACGGCGAUUGCCCCCGCAGGCCCGUCAUCUUCGGCGGCCCUGUCCUCCAGCGUGAAGAACUUGGCCUUCAUCGCAGUCCUUGCUGCAUUCUGCUUCUGA